Messenger RNA from Nezara viridula (southern green stink bug), 3401 nucleotides. The record is from the annotation of a GenBank genome assembly. Lineage: Eukaryota; Metazoa; Arthropoda; Insecta; Hemiptera; Pentatomidae.
GCCUCCAUUGUGCUCGUCGGUCUAGUGAGAGGUGUUCUGUGUCCCUUCUUGGAUCUUCGUCCUGCUUUCUAGUGCCCAAGGUAGCGCUAUUUACUUCUCAACUAUCUACGAUAAACGAAUUGGUGAAAUUGAUUUAUUCUCGAAAAUUUGAGUUUUCUGCACUAAGAGGAAGUAGGUAUCACCAAGCCGACAGGUGUUCUAAAACAUCAGAGCAGGGAAGAAUCUAGAAACCCGCUGCUAUCCAUUUCUGACGUUAUCACUAAUCCAGAGACUUCGAGCAGAACUUACAUCAGUUCUAGCUUAGAGCGUCGAACGAACGGCCGAGAAAGCUCGGUUUCGAGCUUCUGAUAAAGGUUUCAGAGCGGCUAGAAAGAAGAGCCCGUUAUUUUCUUUUUAAUUCAAUUCCCACUGAACUAAAUGAGGGCUUGGCAAGUUUUGGAAGUGCUCUUUUUAGUGGUGGCAGUGGCCUUCUCCUUUGACGAUUGCCCACACCAUUGCACAUGCACACAAUCCAGCUUUACUGGUGGAAAAGCGAAAUGCACUCUCCUUGAUCCUGGAAUCCAGAAGUUUCCAUUGGAUAUUGUCCAUUUAACUGUAGACAAUUAUCCAGAUGAGAGAUUACCAGCUAGACUUUUUAUGGAUUUGGGAUUAAGUCAAUUAGUUACGCUUCGCAUUGCAAAUGGUUCCCUUCGAAACAUAAACCGCCACACCUUCCAAGGCCUCACAUACUUGGAAGAUGUUGAUCUCCCAAACAACAAGAUUGAAAAGAUAGAUCCACAUACUUUUGAGUCUCUUAAUGUUAAACGUCUCAAUCUGGAUGGUAAUCCACUUGUUAUGUACGAUUCGAAUGUCCCGAAUGAGCUAAGACAAUUCCUGAUAUCAACUUCCCUAAUUGAAUUAACUUUAUCAAAUUGUAAAAUCAAGUCAGUUGAUGAGAUCCAGACUCUUACGAAUUUGGCCAGUCUAGAAUAUCUCGAUCUAAGUUAUAAUGAACUUACUGAACUGAAAGACGACAUGUUUUCUUCCUUAAUCAACUUGGAAGAAAUCAAUCUGUCAUAUAAUAAGAUCAAGCACAUCGACAGAGAUACAUUUGCUGACAUUGAUGAUCUUAGUACACUCAACUUGCGUGGUAACCCUCUUGUUACCCUAGAGGGUAUUGAAAUACCAGGGCUGAAUGAACUGGAUGUAAGCCAUUGCAAAUUUGAAUUGCUGUCAGCAUCUACACUUGAAGGAUUCCCAGAAUUAACUUCUCUCAAUCUUAGUCAAAACUACAUAAUGAACAUUGAUAUGGAUACAUUUAUGAGCGUUCCUCAAUUAAAGAAUUUGGAUCUCUCAUACAAUAAACUGAGAGGACCUCUUAGCGAAUUACUAUUUGAAUUCAAUAAGAAGUUGGAAACACUUUCAUUCAGAGGAAAUUCUGAAAUUAAAUACAUGCCUGGAUUCAAAGGAGAUUUUCCCCUGCUUUAUACCUAUGAUUUGUCUUACUGUGGCCUGACCAGCAUUGGUAAUGAGACAUUCAAAGGAAUGAACAACCUUGCCACUGUAAAUGUGAGUGGAAAUUCUAUGGUACACAUCGACCCAAGGACUUUCAUAAAUCUUCAUUACUUAACUGUUUUGGACCUUUCCAGCAACUUGUUGCAUGUCCUUCAUAGCAAAAUCUUCUUGGCGAAUAAGGAACUCACCAAACUUAAUCUGGCACGAAACUUUUUCAAGCACUUACCAGCUGUCCUCUUUUUGCCUACUCCAAAACUACAGUGGUUAGACCUCAGCUCCUGCCGUCUCACCUCACUCUGCAAUAUAAGUGAGUCAUUCACCAUGAGAAAUCACAACAUUUUGAGCAGGCUUACUUAUCUUAAUUUAUCAGGAAACAAAUUGACGAAACUUCACAAGCAUUACUUUGUCAGUAUGGUAAAACUAAAGAAAUUAGACAUUUCUAACAACCCAAUUGAAUGUACGCCCGACUUUAGCCAUGUAAUGCAAUGGUUAAUUAUUAAGAGAGUAAUGCCCAACAAGGGUACAACUGAAAGUCCUGCCAGUCUUGAUCUGAUUGAGAAUAAUGUCCAGUGGGAUGACAUACUGAAAACUGUUUGUCCUCUGGAAUCCUCCAACUAUAAAGAAAAUAAUAGUGUAAUGUUCACCUCCAAUGUGAUACAUAUACCAGAUAUCGGUGGGUUUGAGACAGAUAAUAGUGACAUUGAAGUACCUAUAAUAGAAGAAGCAACACCAUUUGGACCUAUGCUAGUGGUUUGGGUGUCCUUAUUUUUAUUAGUUUUUGCAUUAAUCAAUCUCAUUGGCCUCACAAUAUACAGAUCGAGGAAAAAUUAUAAAAUUGUGUCAUCUGCCUUAGACGGACAUUUUCAAGUGAGGAGAGGAGGUCGCCAACAGUAUCAAAAACUUUAUGAAGAAUGUUCAAUCCCUGUGCCGAUUCAUAAUGAAAAGAAAAUCAGUAUUGUUGCCAGCAUUAUAGGAAAUGCCAUGGGGAAAAAUGACAAUGUUUGAAAAGAUAUAUAACAAAAUUUAUAUAUUUUUGUACUUAAAUUAACUAAGUCAGUAGAUUUUUAACUGUUAAAACACUUGUUACCAGUAAUGAGAAGGUUUUUAAAGUUUUCGGACCAUUAUAUUUUGCCAUAAUUUAUGGACUGAAAAAUUUGAUUUUGCAUUUUAUCAUUUCAAAAGAAUAACCAAUCUUAUGAAUUGACAUUCUCAGAUUUGUGUGCUAAGGUCUGUGUUUUGUAUGGGUGAUGUAUUAAUAUUUUUAUAAUGCAUUAUUGAUGAAUUGAUUGCUAAAUUUGAAAAGUAAAUAUGUUUGUUUUUAAAUUCUUAAAAUUCUUGUCCCUUUACUAUUACUACACAGAAAUAACAUGAAAAAUCAUACAGAUUAAAUUAUAUUUGCUUCGCAAAAUAUUCAAUAUUAUGGAUUGUUAACUGGUCAAGUGGGAAAUUAAAAAUAAAACAACAUAUUUGAAAAUAAACAUAUUACUUUUUGAUAACAAAAGAUGUUGAUGUUAGCAAUUAAUUGUUAAACGUAGCUCUAUAAUUACUAGUUCGUAACUAAAUAGAUGGCCAAUGCUUCUUCGGUUAAAGGAACUGGUCUUUAAAAAGAAAGCUGAUGUUUUAAAAUUUACAAUUACAUAUUUUUAUAAUAUGCAUUUUUGGUUACUUCCCUUCCUAGAUAAAAAUAUAGAAAUUAAAUGCUUCUUUAGUACUUGAGUGUUGCAAUUUUUAUUAUAAAAAUAACUAUUCAAAAAAUGUACACAAAAACAUAUUAGAAAUAUUUGAUUAAGUUCAGAAAAAAACUAUAAAUGGGAUAGUUUAACAGUUUAAUUAGAAGUAAAAAAAUUAAUUAAAAUAUAAAUUUAAAAAAUCAAUUUAUAUUUUUAAAAAUACAAAUCUGUUUGUUU